Molecule: messenger RNA, 1644 nt
Organism: Menidia menidia (Atlantic silverside)
Lineage: Eukaryota; Metazoa; Chordata; Actinopteri; Atheriniformes; Atherinopsidae
Source: the annotation of a GenBank genome assembly
ACUUACAGAUACAGGGAGCAUCCUCUAAAGAGUGACUGUGAGGAGGACACUGAGCUGCCUGCUUGCAUUCAAGUCAGGCAACAGGCUAAAAGCAAAACACAGGCCCCUCUGCUGGAGGAGCCUCUCAGCUGCCUCCAAGACAUGGACUUCACAAAUGAAAUGGAGAUACAGCUCGAGAUUUUCCCCCCCGUCGGCCUUUCAGACAUUGAGCUAGUGGAGAUAAAGUCAGAUGAUCCUUCAGUCGUGACCUCGCCAUCCUACAGCAAAGCUACUCAUUUAAAGUGGAAAAGAAUGAUUCCAAAGAGAGGACUGGUGGUUAAAGAUGUGAUCUGUCUACCCAAAGGACACUACACGGCACAGCUGGAGAGACAAAUUUCCCCAAACAAAAAUAAACAAGUGGCUGAGGCCUUGGGACUGACCGCUCGCAUCACCAUUGACUAUAACUGGUCAGCCAGUCAGUUGGAGAGUCGACUGGGGUUGCUGUUCCAGGGCCGGUUUCAGAGGAAACCUGGACAGAGGUUUUCUUUCACAUAUUUACAGUGUGUGCAAGGCUCCAGAGUACUUUUUGUCCCAGAUACCCCAUUGGAUGGCUGGACCAGCGAGCAGGUACUCAGGAUCACUGGACAUGGUCCUUUGUAUAUCCUCAGCCAUCACGACUACCCACAGCUCACACUCAACCUGGACACAGUCCUCAGUUUGUUCAGACAGGAGAACAUAGACGUAGUAGGAAAAACCCAUAUCCAGGUGACGAGGGAAGAUGCACUCCACUGUGCUCUGAAAGCAGUGAGGAAGCCAGGCUUCUGCUACAAAUCGACACCUAUCAUUUCAUUCAGUGACGAUGAAACCAGCAGCCAUGAGGAACCUCUGAGGGAGUUUUUCAGGUUGACUAUGCUAGGGAUUCAGCAAAGUUGUGUGUUUGAGGGUCGCCCAGGACGCCUCUUCUUGACCUACAACCUCACAGCGCUUGAAGACAGGAAGUAUUACGAAGCAGGGAUUCUUAUUGGCUGGUCAUUGUCUCAUGGUGGGCCCGGGCCUUGUUGUCUACAUCCUGCUCUCUACCAGCUUAUGUGUUGCCAGAAUCCAAUCUUGGAAAACUUUAACUGGAUGGAUAUAGCUGAUACUGAAGCACAAAUGCGAUUGCAAGAGCUGCAGUGUUGUCAUGAUGUGAAACUGCUUCCUCCAAACUUCUGUAACUGGGUUUCAUGUUGCGGAAUACCUGGAAUCCACUCAGCCCAGUCAAAUGAAAUACCAGCCAUUUAUGCUCGCCUAGUAAAACACUACAUCUACCACAGGGUGGCCAGUAUGAUCUCCCAGUUCAUUGAGGGGCUGAACAGCUGUGGUGGUUUGUGGCAUCUGGUGAAAUCCCACUGGGAGAUGUUUUUACCUGUAAUGACGAGCACACAGCAGAAAGUGCUCACCAUGGAGGAGUUCAAACAGCUCUUCACUGUCUGCUACUGCCAUGCAGACUCACAGCUGAGGACAGCUGAGGAGGUCACAGUCACACACUGGGAAACGGUGCUCUCCAUGGUCAACGAUGGUCGGACAGAUUUUUCAUUAGAAGAUCUCCUCGUCUUCAUCACAGGAGCUGACCAUCUUCCUCCUCUUGGGUUGCACAAAAGAGUCUCUCUUCUAUUUUACUGCCAG